GUCAGGAGACUCGUAAACAUGGGGUGGGUUAUGACCAAAACGCGUGAAAGGCGCACGGAAUCUUACAGCUUGUCCGAACGCGUAGACUCCGAUCCGAAUCGCUGAGUCCGCUCAAUCACAAAGAAAAAUGGAGUAAGUUUCUUCUCCUAGUUCACCAUUUCAAAAGGUUUCUCAGUUCUUGUAAUUUUCUCUUCCAAUGGCGACUCCAAUCACGAAACUUCACUCUUCCAUUUUUACCCUCACUCUAUGCCUUAUCACCACUCUAUCCUUCUCCACCUUCACUCCCACCGAUAAUCAUCUCAUCAACUGCGGCUCCGCAGUCGCCGCCACCGUUCAUAACCGCCAAUUCAUUUCCGACGAAGAAUUUUCCAAUUCCGAUACCCCACUUCUCUCCGCUACACGUACAAUUCCACUCGCUAAUCAAAACACUAACCCUAACACUCCUCAAAUUUACAACACAGCUAGGGUUUUCAACAAGCCCUCUAAGUACGUUUUCGAGAUCAAGGAUCCAGGGACCCAUAUGGUACGUCUUCAUUUUAACCCAUUUCGCUCUUCAAAUUUUGACUUAAAGAACGGUCGGUUCCACGUUUUGGUUAACGGGUAUGUCGUUUUGAGCAAUUUUACUGUGGUAAAUAUGGUGAAUAAUUGGAUAAUUAAGGAGUAUUUAAUCUGGGUUGAUUCUGAUAAGGUUAUGAUUGAGUUUAUUCCAAUUAAGAGAGGUGAAUUUGGUUUUGUUAAUGCAAUUGAAGUUAUAUCUGCACCUAAAGAUUUAAUUGGUGAUGUGGCAACUCUAGUGAACGGUUUUGAAAAUGAAAAUUUAGUUGGAUUAAGCAAGCAGGGUCUUGAAAUUAUGUAUAGGAUUAAUGUUGGAGGUCCGAAGAUUACGCCUUUUAACGAUACAAUUUGGAGAACAUGGAUUCCCGAUGAUCGAUUCUUUGAAUCGAGCGAGUUGGCUACUCGGGUUUAUUUCAGUGGCAGAAUUAAGUAUCAGAAUGGAGGUGCUAGUAGAGAAGUCGGCCCGGAUUUUGUUUACAAUACUGCUCGAGUAAUUUCCAGCACGAAUUCUUCGAUUGUUAAUGGAAAUAUGACAUGGGUGUUUCCAGUUGUUCAGGGUUAUCAAUAUCUUGUUAGAUUGCAUUUUUGCGAUAUCGCCAGUAUGUCACUUGGUUUGCUAUACUUUAAUGUCUAUCUUAAUGGGAAUUUGGCAUAUGAGAAUUUGGAUCUCAAUUCUAGAACAUAUGCAUUGGCUUCUCCAGUUUAUACGGAUUUCGUCGUCGAUAGCGAGAGCAACGGGGUUAUAAGAGUGAGUAUCGGACCUUCAAAUUUUAGUAUGGCGCAUACUGUCGAUGGCAUAUUGAAUGGAGUUGAGAUCAUGAAGAUGAAUAAUUCAGCGGGUAGUCUCGACGGAAAGAUGUGCGCCGGGAUGGUACUGAGCAGCUGGCCGCAAAAGAGUGUCGGUGUUUUGGUUCCAUUUGUUGCUGUUUUGUGUGUGUUGUUGAGUGUGUAUGUUGUUAUGCAGAGGAGGAUCAGUGGUAUGAGGGACUCUAUUGUAUGGUCAAAAUUGCCUACCGAUGUCUCGGAAGUUGCAUUAAAGCAAGGAAAUCAGCAUUUUACUGCCAAAAAAUGAUGUGAAAUACAGGUUUUUGUAUGAUAUAAUUUGUAAUGUGAUAGUUUCUUAAUUUCUAAUCAUAUUAAUCUGGAAACUUGGAGUGUAUUAAUGUAAGUAAGUUGUAUGUAAAGCCUGUAAUAGUGUAUUGUAAAUUUUGCAUUUUCUUUGCGUCUGUUGCGCCUUUCUAAUGAUAUUAGAGUUUUUGUGUA
Molecule: messenger RNA, 1818 nt
Organism: Mercurialis annua (annual mercury)
Lineage: Eukaryota; Viridiplantae; Streptophyta; Magnoliopsida; Malpighiales; Euphorbiaceae
Product: probable receptor-like protein kinase At5g24010
Exons: 1
Coding region: 197-1627 (476 amino acids)
Molecular function (GO): protein kinase activity
Source: RefSeq, a predicted model, not a curated record